GUGUGCAGUGUGCGCAUGUCAGUAACACACAUACACAGUCACACACCAGGCAGGGGAAGUGAGCGGCGAUGGUUCCCGGACAGAGACGCCGCUGAAUGGAUCCAGCUCUCCCGGGGACCUGUGCGCUGCGGUAUCCGGGGAGGGAGCGGCCGGGGCCUGUGCAGGCCGGGUCUGUGCUCCGGGACAUGUGGCUCCUGUACCUGCUGCUGGGCUCUGCGGAGGGUCAACUGUUACCUGGCAAUAACGUCACCACAGAAUGUAACAUCCCUGGGAGUUUCAUGUGCAGCAACGGGCGCUGUAUCCCGGGCGGCUGGCAGUGUGACGGGCUACCCGACUGCUUCGAUGAGAGUGACGAAAAAGAAUGCCCUAAGGCAAAAUCCAAGUGUGGCCCGACGUUCUUUCCCUGCGCCAGCGGCAUCCACUGCAUCAUAGGGCGCUUCCAGUGCAAUGGAUUAGAGGACUGCCCUGAUGGGAGCGACGAGGAGAACUGCAUCGCGCACCCCCUCCUCUGCUCAACCUCCCGGUUCCACUGCAAGAACAAGCUGUGCAUAGACAAGAGCUUCGUCUGCAACGGUCAGAAAAACUGCGAGGAUAACAGCGACGAGGAACACUGUCCCAACUCGCAAGAGAGCGGCGUCGGGGAGCAGAAGUACGUGUCUUCCGAGAACCAGCUUCUCUAUUACCCCAGCAUUACCUACACCAUCAUCGGGAGCUCUGUGAUUUUCGUGCUGGUGGUGGCACUCCUGGCUCUUAUCCUGCACCAUCAGAGGAAACGCACCAACCUGAUGAGUCUCCCGGUACACCGCCUCCAACACCCGCUGCUCCUCUCCAGGCUGGUGGUCUUAGAUCACCCCCACAACUGCAGAGUCACCUACAACGUCAACAACGGGGUCCAGUACAUGUCUAGUGAGGGAUACCAGCCGCCAGUGAACAUUGAGUCCCCCCCGUCCUAUAGCGAGGCUGUGCUUGACCAAAGCUCACGCCCACCCUGGUUCUCCCUGCCCCCUCCUCCGUACCAUUCUGACGUGGAAACUUCCAGCAUGACAGAACUUCCUCCGUACCGCUCUCGGACAGCGAGCGCCAACAGCGCAGGCACGACGGACAACAGCCUGACCACGCCCAGUAGCACUUGGGACUCCGCCAGCCCUACAGAUCCUCAGGGAACGCUCUCCUCCAGCGAUUCCCAGCUCAAUAUAGUCCUAGAGGUCUAAUCUGCUGCCACCGCCACCCACCCGGUAACAAUGGUACGGCGAGAAACCGCCUGGAGAUAGACUAAGAUAACGUAUCAAGGGCUGGUCUGCGGCAGCUCGUUACCGGCAAAUGUUCCUUCUAUUUUUUAUAGAUUCCAGAGGUAUAUUUUUUAGAAGUUUUUUUUCUCCUCCUUUCUGUUUGUAUUGUUUAAUAUUGUUUUGCUACCGUGCGUUAUCCUGAAAGCAAUAAGGCACUUACCCUCUAGCACAGUGGAUCAUGUGUUUGGGACAGAAGAAUUGCUUUGGGGACUGUUUAGUUUUGGUAUUUGGGAAGAAGUGAAGUCUCACGGCAGCCCUGUAUGAAGUGCACCGUUCCCCUUCCGGCCGUGGACCUGGCCGAGUGGACCCAGUAUCCAUGAGUGUAUCACUAGUUGACAUCACUGAGGCACGAGGUGUCAAGUACGUGUCUCCUCUGUAUGCAGGGGUCAGCGGCGCUUUACAGUCGUGGAAAACGUUUGGAUGGGAUCAGCGGCACUGGCGAGCUGUCUCGCCUCUUCAGGGCUUAAAAACCAGACGCCGUCCUGGAUAUUCUCUUUUUGUUAAAAUUUUAUAGUUUGAAGCUUUUAGCCAGGAAAUUAAUUGUUGAAAGACAAAAUGAUCUUGCGCACGGAAAACUAGAACACAUUAAAAAAAAAAAAAAGUGAUGGAAAAACACCAAUAUACUCGGGGAAAAGGAUGAAUUAAUAAUCUCUCAGGCACGCAUGAGCGAAUCCGAAUGUCAGCGUCUCAAGCGGCUGAGAACAAUAGAACAGGAAGAAUAGGACGCUGCAGCUGCGUGACACACUCCCAUGAUGCUCUGGGGCUAUGUUGCACAACUAUGGCAAAAAUAAAAUUGCCUCAGACCUAAUGAACAAUAAUUUUUUGUACUUGGUGAACACAUUGAUAACCUAUAUAAACGGAAGAUCAAGCUUUCCGCCAGACAAUCAACAGGCACUCCGCACUGUAAGACCGUGUCUGCACACCAGCCGUGGAACCAAACCUCACCACCACUGAUCAAAGCUUCCAGCACUCCUGAGUCUUUAUUUGUCCGCAGUGCCUUUUCUGAUCGAGCCCCUGCUUAAAGUGCACCGGUCACCUGCACAUAGGUGCAGGCAGCCAUUUUGUGGGCUGAACCAAUCUAUAUUCAUGACGGACACUGCGGAUGCAAACACUUUGCGGCCUGAAGUAAUAUUCAAAUGCACAAGGAACCAGGUGAUGUCACAACAGGUUCCUAUUGGUUAAGAGUACAAAAUGGCCCCCUCACUGCGUGUAGAUGAUCGUUGCUCUUCUGGCCUAUGGUAUUGCAUCGCUCGGCAGAGCUUAAUGCACUUAUAGUCUCUGGUAACAAGUGACUCAGGCCCGCCUGUGUGGGUGCGGUUAAUGCAUUCUUACCCUGUUAUUUAGCUGAUACCCAAAAUUUGCAGCAGUCAUGCUUUAUUCUGUUCACACUGUGGAAAUGGCUGGAGCAAGAUGGCCGCCCAGCUCGCAGCAGACUGGAUAAAUGACAGAACCGUAAUCUAAGCUUACUAGAGACAAAACGAGACCUUCCAAAAGGUAGAUUGUGUUAGACUAUGAAGCCUGAGCAGUAUUGUAUUGCUACACAUAUGAUCUUAGGAAUCUUUGCUGUAUUACCUUAUCAUGUGCAUUAAGCUAUCGGAAUACUAUAUAUUUUUUCUUUCAAGCUUAAUAUGAUGACAUUUCUUAGGUAAAAGAGGCAGAAGAGAAGAUAGUGACCCGUCUACUUGUUCCGAUUUGUAAUAUGUAUAUAUGUGUAAUGUGGAACUUCCUGCCAGGCUGGUGGGGCAUGCUGGGACAUGUAGUUUCUUAACAGCUGGACGGCCACAGCCGCUCACCCUGAUCCAUUGCAUUUCCUCACAUGUAAAUGUUACUGUGUUGCUGAUUACACUAAUUGUUUUGUAAAGUGCCUUGACACAUUGUAACGAGGUAAUCGCAGACCAUGCCGCACUUCUACAACGGGUACUUCUAUUUGGCAUUUGGAUUAUGCUUCAAUUUAAUAUUCGGAUUGUGAAAGAUCUGAUUGGUGGACAACGUGAUGCAGGAAUUAUAGAGACCCCAGUAUGGGAGAACUUCCGCUGGGUUACAGGAGAGAGAUAGUGAAAACAAAAUCAGCAGCUUAAACCUGUACUCACAGAAACGUGCUGCGCAGUAGUCAAUGUAAGUACAACAUAGCACUUACUGAACGGUGGCGCUAUAUAUUCAACGCAGGUACUGCCAGGACACGGUAGUCUGCAACCAAUGCAAAGACGACAGACUUCAGCCGUUACCCCCAUGGCGGCAUCAUGCUCGUGCCAGUUUGCAAGCUUGAGCAUUGGUGCCCCAUGACACCUCCAGCCCUAGACAGCUGCCAGUGUUGCCUUCCCCUAGACCCUACCUGUAAUAUACCAGAAAGCGUUUUUAGCAUUGCAGCCAGUAUGUACAUAGACCAGACUUUAGCACUGUUGCUGACCUGCACAGCCCAUCCCACUUCAGGCCACACAUGAGAAAUGUAGUUGCAGCAUAGCCGCGGCGCUGACACACUUCGAUAACGGUGUCGGUGCUGCCGACCUCGUAAUGCAUUGCUAAGGCGUAUCAAUGAGCGUACCCUGACACUUACUGUCGUAUUAUUGUCAGACACCCUCUGCAUAAUAUCUGUACACUCACCUUUAUUUGUAGCUGUGUAUGAGAAUAAUUAUUGUUACUAGAAUGUCAGAGGCGAUAUCCCCAUAAUAAGGCCGCCGUAUUAAUAACGCCAUCGGCUGAGGUCUAAUAGAUGCUGGUGUAAAUAGACAACCCUCUUUAUAAUACCCUGCUCCUUCGUCCAGUAUAUAUGGCCCCCUUACCCUUAGGUAAAGGCAGGACGCAGGAUUGCGCUGCAGCGCUAUUUGCUGGAGGGGCUCAAUCCGGCCAGUCUUCUUCAGCAAUAGAGCCUGUCGCAGUCAUGGACAUCUCCUGGAUUCAGAGACGGUUGGGAUUCCUGGAAUGGCAGGUUAUAUUAAUUGAGGGUGGGCCAAAAUGGAACAAAAUACAGCCACAGUACCCAUUAGGCAACUUAGGGGGACAUUUACUAAGCAGUGAUAAGAGCGGGGAAGUGAGCCAGUGGAGAAGUUGCCCAUGGCAACCAAUCAGCACUGAAGUAACAUCUAUAAUUUGCAUACUAUAAAAUUAUACAGAGCUGCUGAUUGGUUGAUGGGGCCACUUCUCCGCUCUUAUCACUGCUUAGUAAACAUCCCCCUUAGUGUCUACCUAAGGCCCUGUGGGCUCUCGGGGGCCACGAUUAACCCUAACACGUCAUGUUUUGUGUUGUCUUGACAAAAGGCGGCAGGAAGGGCCCCCAAACCACUUAUUCAGGCUCUGAUUAAGAAUUUAACAAUUAAGAAUUUCAGAUAUUGUUCCCCGUUACUGUGGUACAAAAAAAGUUUACGUAAUGAAUGAAAUUGCAUAUGGCUGCUACGUGCCACAAUGACAUUACUGGUUCCUAGUAAAUGCCCUGAACAUUGUCCGGCCCACAAAAUGGCCGCUGUGGAGAGAAUGGGACCGCUGGAAGUAACAAGAGAUGUUCGCUGCCCAGCUUGACCGAUUGCAAACAGAGGAGAUAUCAUUAAUAAAUAAGUGUAAAAUAUGUAUGAUUGUGAAUAAGCAAAACGCUCUCGUCAUUUCAGACUAUUAAAUAAAAUCUUUAAAUCCCAAAAUAAA
This is a messenger RNA of Pseudophryne corroboree (corroboree frog), 4922 nucleotides long. RefSeq names its product low density lipoprotein receptor class A domain containing 3 (gene LDLRAD3). Gene Ontology annotation, molecular function: protein binding. The record is from RefSeq and is a predicted model, not a curated record. NCBI's taxonomy places the organism in Eukaryota, Metazoa, Chordata, Amphibia, Anura, Myobatrachidae. Gene Ontology annotation, biological process: receptor-mediated endocytosis. Gene Ontology annotation, cellular component: plasma membrane. The coding region runs from base 96 to 1211 and encodes 371 amino acids. The transcript is spliced from 6 exons.